AUGCCUAAACGAGACAACUCUGGGGACCUGUCCACCUGUCUCAUCCGCCAAACGCCGCCUGGGUGGUGGGGAAUCCCUGUCGGCUCAUCCAACGCCCGCAUCAGCUUCAACCGCCCAGAGCUCCCUCACCGGGACAUCUUUCCGGGCUCUUACACCUCCCCGUCCGCCCUUGUCGUCUCCAUUCCCAAGUUUAUUCCGCUCUCCUGGAGCAUCCAAGAGUUCCCCAUGGACACCCACGGCGUAGCCCGCACAGCCCGGAAGCCACGCACCGAAGCACAGCUCCAGGCCGACCUCGCCAAGAUCGCGAACCUACGUUCUCUCGAGGACAGCCUCCUCCGUGCCGGCCCCGAUCCCUCCGACCCCGAAACCUUCUCCCUCACCACCAAGCUCCUCCGCCUCAACCCGGAGCAUUACACGGCAUGGAACGUCCGCAGGCGCUGCCUAACCUGUGGAUCAUUAUCAAGACCCUCGCCUGGGCCAUCGCCGUCGGCGCCGCCCGCGAGUUCAUCAGCAGCAUGCACUCAGUCUCCGUCCUCCGCCGACUCGUUGCCCUCUUCCUCGACCACGACCCAGCCCGCCCCCGCGUCCCAAGCGGCCCCAGAGAAUGGGAAGAGUGGUACAACAGCUGACCAGACACCCGAUGCGCCGCCCCAACCCAACAAGGCUACUCCGAGCGAGGACAUUAUCAUCACGCUCAAGAACGAGCUGACGUUCACGAUACCCCUCCUACUCGAGUUCCCAAAGAGCUACUGGAUCUGGAAGUACCGCUCGUGGCUGCUCCAAAAAGCAAUCGAACUCCUGCCGAAACCGACAGCUCGUCGCAUAUGGGAGGAGGAGCUAGGCUUGGUGUCCAAGAUGCUGACCAAGGACCGCCGCAAUUUCCACGCCUGGGGCUACCGGCGGACGGUCGUUGCCACCUUGGAAAGCGAGGUCUUGGAUGGGAAGAGCAUGGUCGAGUCCGAAUUCGCAUACACCACCAAGAUGAUCAACGGCGACCUUUCCAACUUUUCAGCAUGGCACAACCGCACAAACUUGAUACCCCGCCUGUUGGAUGAGCGCAGCGCCGAUGAUAAGGCUAGGCAGAGGUUCCUUGAAAACGAACUGAAUCUCGUACGCGAAGCGCUAAAUGUCGGCCCCGAGGACCAGUCCUUGUGGUACUACCACCAUUUCCUCAUCUUGAACUUGACAGAGUCAGACCGCGGCCCCAAGAUUGCCCGGAACCUUUCACAGGAAGAAAGAGCGACUUACGUAAAGCGCGAGAUUGAAGAUAUCAAGGAGCUAGCAGAGGACUACGACGAUGUUGUAGGCAUCUACAAGGCGCUGUUGGACUACACUAGGACGUUACCGCAGAUUGAGGGACGAUCUUUGAGUGAUGACGAGACUGAUGACCUCAAGAACUGGAUGGCUAAGGUGAGGAAACUAGACCCCAUGCGCUCAGAGCGGUGGAGCGAUCUUGAGAAAGAGUGCGGCUUGGUGUAA
Molecule: messenger RNA, 1479 nt
Organism: Colletotrichum chrysophilum
Lineage: Eukaryota; Fungi; Ascomycota; Sordariomycetes; Glomerellales; Glomerellaceae
Exons: 3
Coding region: 1-1479 (492 amino acids)
Biological process (GO): protein geranylgeranylation
Cellular component (GO): Rab-protein geranylgeranyltransferase complex; cytoplasm
Molecular function (GO): Rab geranylgeranyltransferase activity
Source: RefSeq, a predicted model, not a curated record